Molecule: messenger RNA, 3926 nt
Organism: Lethenteron reissneri (Far Eastern brook lamprey)
Lineage: Eukaryota; Metazoa; Chordata; Hyperoartia; Petromyzontiformes; Petromyzontidae
Gene: NRARP
Product: NOTCH regulated ankyrin repeat protein
Molecular function (GO): protein binding
Source: RefSeq, a predicted model, not a curated record
CGGAGUUCCCACAGACCGCAGUGCACAGCGAGGCGCCCUUCACGCACCGCCCCCUCCUCUUCCUCCAUCUCCCCACGUUUUUUGGGGGGGGAAUUAAAAAAUCAUAAAGCGCGCUACUUGUGAAGUGGCCCAGGCGGUGAGGAAAUUGGCGCCGGGAGCUUUGGGGAGGAACGCUCAAGAAGUCCACCGAAGUCGAGUGAAGACCGAGACAGAACCGAGUUAAACGACGCCGCCGCCGGACAACAAGGACGAGCGAGUGAACUGAGAGAAGAAGAAGGAGGAGGAGGAAGGCUUGGACGAGAAAACAAGAAACUCAGAGCGACUCGGCACGUGUGCGGCGGUGCCGGUGGUGGUGGUGACAAUACUGGGGGUGGUGGUGGUGGUGUGGGUGGCCCCGUCCAUCAUUUACCAAAAACCCAAGUGAGAGAGGGCCACCAAAAGCCAUCUCCUCGUUCGCUUCCGACCGUGGGUGAGGUGAGCGAGAGGGCCCACGCACACGUGUGUGGUGGGGUGGCCGUGGCGACCAUGAGCCAAGCUGAGAUGCCCUCCUGCUCCUCAUCCUCCUCGUACCAGCGCAUCUUCCAGGAGGCGGUGAGUCGAGGUGACACCAGCAAACUCCAGGCCCUCCUGCAAGACGCCACGGCCGGUGCCGGCGAACAGUUCAACGUGAACUCGUUUUUCGGCCCCGAGGGUCAGACGGCUCUUCAUCGCUCGGUCAUCGCGGGCAACUUGGAGCUCGUGAAGCUCCUCGUGCAGUUCGGGGCUGACCCCAGGUUGGCCACGCGUGACGGGUGGAGCGCCCUGCACAUCGCAGCCUUCGGAGGACACCAGGACAUCGUCCUGUACCUCAUCAACAGCGGCACGAGGCGACGGUAGCGAGGGGAGAGGGAGGGAGGGGAGAGGGAAAAAGUCGUCUUCCUUACCCCGAGCUCCUUGUCCUGUUGCCGUACGGUUUCGCGUCGGUGCCAUCGCUCGUUGUUGUGUGGACAGGGUGGAGGUGGUGGUGGUGGUUGUGGAGCGACCUCCUUCAAGCUGCUGCUGCUGCCUCUGCCAUGUGGACAUCAAACCCGCGACUGGCGACUGAGCAGCGCCACCAGCAGCAGCAGCAACAUCAUCGGUGGCGGAGGCAGUAAGCAAGCUUAGCACUACGAUAAGCUGAGCACCACGACAAACAAGCCACCACCACCAUCUCAUCAACAUCAUCAUCGUCGUCGUCGUCUCACCCAGGACAAUUUCACUCGAGCGCCAAGCUUUCGUUCAACGCGUGUUGUUGUUGUGUUGUUGUUGAAGUUCGGCUCCGUCUUCCCCAACCCACCGGCUGCCAACUGAAGUUGAAGCCGGACAAGGAGCGGACCCACGCCUGGGUAGGUGGUAUCGAAGCAGCCUAAGAGGCCUAUUACAAGGAAGGGGGCCAGCACCUACAGCCGAGAGAAUAUGCGAGGUAUCUCUCCGUCCCUUACACGUGGCCAGCGUCCUGCAAGACGGCGGAUACAGCCAAGCUGUCAAUCGUCUCGGUUCUGGGGACGGGGGCCUUUGUGUACCGCCGCUUCCAGCCACCAAAAGAAAGACCUCAUCGGUGACAGUGGCGGUGGUGGUGUUCGCAUUUGAGAUUUAUUUAAAAACGUGGUUAACGAGUUUCGGCCAGAAUGUGCCGAUGAAAGGUGUUGGACUUCCUCCGGCUGGCGAAUAAUGAUUUGUUUUCUGUUUGUUUAAGACUUGUUUUUGUUUUUCCGAUAUCUUUUUUUCAAGCGGACCAGCCUCAUCCCCUGCACGCUAUCUCGGAAAAUCUGCACGACCACAUCCUUCACAAGUGGCUGUAUAGAUGAACGCGAUAGAAUUAUCCUGGGUCGGAAUGUUAGACGCGACUUGGACACUUGCGCGGACCAAUUGCGCCACCUCUGAGCGAGAAGUCCUCUUGCCUGCAACGCAGAUAACACGAAUAGGUGUUUAGCCUUUUAACUAUUUAAAACAAAAAGUAACCUUUUCCUCCAUCCCAAAAGUGUCAACGGACGGGACUUUGUAAUGCGUAGGCAGUUUUGACAUUUCGCGAGCAUCUCUUUCCGAGCCGAUUUCCCAACAACUCCCCAAUUUUCCCGAUCACCCCCCCCUUUCCAAAAAAAACCUUACGAUAGCUGCUAUUUGUGUGCGAAAACUUAACAGAAAGACUGGCCUUAAAAACACGAUCACUCUACCUCGACUUGCGUAUGGUUGUGAUAAGGAAUUGACUGGGCAGUGUGUAUGUACAAUGCUUAUACAAAGUGACCAGGUCACGGAUGGGUGUUUGUGUGCACAGACACAAUAUGUUGAUUGACAUUGACUAAAUCUCAAGUCGCGGAGGUGGUGGCAGGGGGGCACCUGAUGUUUUUUUUACAUUUGUCCGCUAAUAACAGAAAAUUAAAUGUCAAACGAAAGCCUAAAACCUUUAAAACGCGCAACUUUGAAUGCAGUAUUUUAAUUCAGCGCAUAAUCAAAUGUAGGUUCUACCUUUCAUUAUUUUUUGUGUUGUUGUUCACACGGUAAAUAAACAUCCGUAACAUAUCUACAGCGUGCCGAAGAAUGUGUGUGUGUGUGCGUUUGAACGGCCCGUGUGUUGUUCCGAUUCUAGAUUUGAAGCUUUCGUGACUGCAAUGAUUCAUACUCUUAGUUCUUUCGGUAAAGUCACGUAGGCAAAAAAUGAAAUUAAAAUUAAUGUUGUUCCGAUGUUCAGGUCCAUGCAGCACCGUAUUCUCCGGUUUAUAAGACGCACUUUCCUCCCCCCUGUAUUUUAAAAACGAAACUUAAGGGAUGCGUCUUAUAACCCGGCAGGUGUGUGUGUGUGUGACCAUAUUUGCAGAACUUUAUAUUCACACCCGGGCACGUGGUUGGUUUUUUUUGGUGCGUCUUGAUUACUUUCCGGAGAAUUUGGCAGAACACAUCUGGGUUCAUCAAUCCAAUGGACAGUGGCUUGUUUUUUUAAAUAAAGUAACCGUAACUGGUUUUUUUUGCAAUACAGCAAAAAUAAUCAAUAAGUGGCGGCAUUUUUGUGAAAUGCUCCUUUAUAGGAAAGGAUAAUUACUGUGCCGUGCCACCCCUGAUUUAGUGCCCCCGUUUGAGUGAGGUCGUACGUGAUGGUUUAAUUUUUUACACACACUGCACACAUUGAUCUUCGUCCUGUAGAUGCGAGAUGCAGGAUUUGCAAACCUGACGACAUUGCCGUGGUUAAUGUCUCGUUGUCAUUGAUGCUGAUUGAUGUUUGCAGCGAGCACGUACCUUAUAACACAUUGGAUAGGAUUUGUUUAUUUUGUUUUGCCAAUGCAAAGAAAUGUAUAGAAUUAUAGAGCAUUAUUAAAAAACACAAAGAAAUGCGCUUUAAGCGUUGGUGCACGUGUGGCGGUAGCUUUUUUUUACGCAAUGCAAAAACAAAUGAUGUGCAAAUUGCUGUAAAAGAACAACCGUAUAAUACAUUCAAUUACUGUCAUAUUGCGGUUAAAUACACAGACACAAGUCCCAACUGUUAUGGACAUUGCUGUUGCCACACCGACACAGUGUAUGUUUUACUUGCGUAUUGUAUAAUGCUAUACUGUGUAUCGCUUAUUGUACGACACCUUGAGUAUAUUACAUACCGUACUUAUACUUCCAUUGUACCGGGCUGCGUGCAGAUUUUGUGAGCACAUGCAACAACAACAACAACCCCUGAAGUUUCACAAAAGUUUUCACGCGCAGUUCGUUGAAUGUGCAAAAUGUGUCAUUUUUUUGUAUAUGAAAGGGAUGCUUUACUUUUUUUGCGUGUGUGGAAAAGGGAGAGACGGGAAAGAACCGCCCCCCCCCCCGUACGGAAUGAUAUUGAAACCUGAGACUCGUUAAAGUGUUUCAUUUUAUAUAUAUAAAAGGUGAUUUGAGAGAGAGAGAGAAACAACAGUAAAGUUGACGCAACGUUGCACUGACAA